AUGUCUCAAGAAAUUUCAUAUACACCAGCUGUCGCGGAGCUGUUAGAUUUUGAUAAAAAACACAUUUGGCAUCCUUACACGUCAUUGAGGUCUCCAUUGAAUGUGUACCCGGUGAAGAGCGCCCACGGAUGCAAGCUUGUGUUGGAUACCGACUCACCAGUGGACGUAGAGGUGAUCGACGCCAUGUCGUCGUGGUGGUGUGUUAUUCACGGGUACAAUAAUCCAGAAUUAAAUGAGGCUCUUACCAACCAAAUGUUGAAGUUUUCUCAUGUCCUUCUUGGUGGGUUCACUCAUAAGGGAGCUGUGAAUCUAGUUCAAAAACUUUUAAAAGUAAUUGAUGAACCUCCUUUGCAGUAUUGCUUCCUCGCAGAUUCUGGCUCAGUAGCAGUUGAAGUGGCUUUGAAGAUGGCUUUACAGUCAAACAUGUCACAAGAAGCUACGAAAAAUAGGACAAAGUUUUUGACAAUUAAGAACGGGUACCACGGUGACACAUUUGGUGCUAUGAGUGUGUGUGAUCCUGAGAAUUCUAUGCAUCACAUCUACAAUGAUCGGCUCAGCGAAAACAUCUUUGCUCAAGCUCCCUCUAUUGUCGAUGGUCUGCCAACCAGUCAGAAUGGUUUCGAGGACCUUUGGAACGAAGAAGAUGUUAAUGAUCUCAAGAAGCAAUUUGAAUUGCAUAGCGGCGAGAUAUGUGCCGUGAUUUUGGAGCCUAUCCUACAGGGUGCAGGAGGUUUACGACCAUAUCAUCCACAAUUCUUAAUCGAAGUUCAGAAACUGUGUAACCAAUACGACGUUCUCUUUAUCAUGGAUGAGAUUGCUACCGGAUUUGGUAGAACAGGUGAGAUCUUCGCAUUUAAGCACUGCCAAAAAUAUCAGGACCAACGUGGCAUCAGUCCUUCCGAUCAAGUCAAAGUUGUUCCUGACAUAAUGUGCGUUGGGAAGGGCCUGACCAGUGGGUAUAUGACUAUGAGUGCCGUAGUGGUCAACGACAAAGUCGCUUCCAGGAUCUCUUCUCCCAAUAGCCCUACUGGUGGCUGUUUCAUGCAUGGUCCAACUUUCAUGGGUAAUGCCUUGGCAUGCAGUGUGGCAGAAAAGUCCAUGGAUAUACUGCUACGUGGUGAGUGGAGAAGACAAGUGUCUGCAAUUGAAAACCAGAUUUACAGAGAACUGUACGAGUACAUCAAGAACCCAGAUAAUGGGCUCAUUGGAACUGUUGUCAAACGUGUGUCAGUUGUUGGAGCAGUAGGUAUCGUAGAGCUAUACAAGAAGACAGAUCCUGAGUGGUUCCAGAAGAAGUUUAUAUCCAAGGGGGUACAUAUCCGACCUUUCAACUGCCUGUGUUACAUUAUGCCGCCUUAUGUGAUCACAUCAGAGGAAUUGACGCAGGUUAAUCAAGUCUUGAUUGAAGUCCUACAUGAGUGGAAAGCCCACAUAAACCAGUGA
Messenger RNA from Saccharomyces paradoxus, 1443 nucleotides. It is a transcript of the gene BIO3, whose product is annotated as adenosylmethionine-8-amino-7-oxononanoate transaminase. Gene Ontology annotation, molecular function: dethiobiotin synthase activity; pyridoxal phosphate binding; S-adenosyl-L-methionine:8-amino-7-oxononanoate transaminase activity. The record is from RefSeq and is a predicted model, not a curated record. Gene Ontology annotation, cellular component: mitochondrion. Gene Ontology annotation, biological process: biotin biosynthetic process. Bases 1 to 1443 code for a protein of 480 amino acids. Lineage: Eukaryota; Fungi; Ascomycota; Saccharomycetes; Saccharomycetales; Saccharomycetaceae. The transcript has a single exon.